Messenger RNA from Dentiscutata heterogama, 569 nucleotides. Lineage: Eukaryota; Fungi; Glomeromycota; Glomeromycetes; Diversisporales; Gigasporaceae. The record is from the annotation of a GenBank genome assembly.
GCUCGUACAUUGCGACCUACAUGGUGGCAAUAUAUUAAAAUCAAAGGGCAAUUUAUUUCAGAUUUCAGAUUUUGGCGUUUCUGGACCAGUUGGUAAAGAAAGAACAGUUGUUUACGGAAUGCCUCCAUUUAUAGCACCUGAAGUACUAGAAAAUAGGAAUUACACGACAAAAUCUGAUAUAUACAGCAUCGGCAUGCUUAUGUAUUACGUAGCUGCCGGUCAAAUUCCUUUUGAAUGUAAUAAUCAAACGCUUAAUUUAGAUAUUCUAAAUGGAUAUCGGCCUUCAAUUCCGAGUGGAUUGCCACAAAAUUUCCAACACGUGAUGGAAUUGUGUUGGGAUCAAAAUCCUGAUAAGAGGCCAUCAGCUGAGGACCUUUAUUAUUUUUUUUUAAGUGAAUAUGAAGCAGAAUCGAAGAACCAAACUCCAAAAAAUGUAACUUUUCCAAACAAUGUAACUACAAAUAUUUAUGAAGGCGAAAGCACCCUACAUCCUACUAUGCCUCAAAAAGCAUCUUUAGUCACUGAUAGCUAUCCUUCACAAAGUAAAGAUAGCGUAACUGUUAGUGUUG